GUGGACCAGACAGCAGGGUGGAGAGAGAGGGUGAGUGUAUGUGUUGCCAGAGAGAGAGAGAGGAUAGCAAGGCAGCUAGAGAGCUCGAGGGAGCAGUAGAGUGGGAGUGAUAGCGAGAGCUAGAUAAUGGAGGUGCAGUCUGAGUGCGUAGAGCCUCCUGUGGCCCCUCAGUGUGACCCCCAGCCCACAGGGAAGAUCAACAAAGCUGCCUUCAAACUCUUCGGAAAGCGACGCACCGGCUCCGGAAUGGCCAGCUUCUUCUCCUUCAGGAACAAAGGGGCCACAAACAGCGGGAGCAAUGGGAAUUCUGACAAUGGGAAUUCUUUGAAUGGGAAUGGCUCGGCGGCGGAGCUUGUUAGGAGCAAAACCCACGAUGGACUAAUAGGCUCAAACAACGACACUGAUGGACAGAGAGGGGAUGGGCUCGCCAGCCUGGAGGCAGGACCGGUGAGGUCUCUCAGCAAAUCGCUGAGUUUCUUCUCUCUACUCCGACGUGGGAGUUUUAGGUCGAGUGAAAAUGGGGGGUCGGGACUUGUUAGAAGAGGGAGGGGCCUAAAGGGCUUCUUUAGCAGCAUGCGAUGGAGACGAAAGGAAAAAACUAACGAGGGAGAUGGGGUAGAGGUGGAAGGUCCCAAGGAGAAGGAUGGGGAUAGUACCGACUCUGAGAAGGUAAAGGAUAUUACUCUCACCCUUGAACCACCUCCGCAUCAUCACCAAGAGGAUUGUGUCAAUGCAGAGGCAGAACCCAACAUCCAAGCAACAGAGACUCCCAUUACUACUGUUACCAUGACACCACAACACUGUGUUGCCAUGACAGGGCCAUCUGUUGAACCAGACUCCCCCUUUCCUUACACACCGACUGACUCGCCACUUCGCCCGACCAUACAAAAAGCCAAAGCCUCAAUUUCCAGCCUCAGCCCCUCCCUCGCUUCACCCCCCUUGGACCGCUGCAGCACGGGUGACCCGCCCUCAGAACCUUCGGUGGACAGACUAUGCUCUCUCCUCUUCACUGACGUCACAUCCCUUAAAAGCUUUGAUUCACUGACAGGCUGUGGGGACAUUACUGCCGAUGCAGAUGACGAGGGUCCGGCGGGUAAUGGUGGUAGUGGCACAAGCAGCAGCAGUAGUGGCGGAGGAGGGGGGCCCGUGGGAGCAGGUGUUGGUAGAGCAGUUGGUAUCGCUAGUGCCACAUCCCGUGGAUCCCCAUCCAAACCGCCUCUACCUUCCCAGCUGACCCAGCCAAUCUUCUCUGUUUCCUUAAGCUCAGUUCCUGCCUCCCUCCCAGCCCGUGCUCGGGCGCCACCUCCACCAAAGCAGCACCCAGCUGGUAGUGGCGUGGUGGCUUACAUGGGUGGAGGGGAAGAAAUGGCAAGUCCAGAAGGAGUGGACGAUGCAGACAUGCAAGGGCUCUGGCACAUGCUGCCCUCCACGGGGGACAACUCUCCAGCUUUGCCCCGAUUGCACCAACCUCCCUCAACCACCCCUACUUCCACGUAUCCCCCUCGCUCCAACCCCUCAAGCAGCCACCUUCCUCUAGCCUCCAGAAUUUCAGAAAGGAAGGUACCCCAGGUGAAGGCAUUGGGGCUCAGCAAAAUUCCAGUAGUCGGUGGAGCUGCAGUUCGGGCAGCUAAAAGCUCCCUCCCUCACACACAUGGCCGCCAUCCAACAUCACCUGGUGAGAAAGAGCCACUCAGUGAUGAGGGCUACUGGGACACACCCUCAGCAACACCCACAGCGACGCCUGAUGAGAGCAGGCUGCAGCGUAAUCAGAGGAUGGCCCUAUCUCGCGACAGCUGCUCUGGAGACCAACUGUAUGACCUUUACAAUGACCCUGAAGAGCAUGAAGAUGAUGACGAACAGGAAGGAGAUGAUGAUCUAAACAGUACCCCUUCUCCAUCUACUGAGUACAAACUGAGCCCCACAUCCCAGACAACUCCUCCUUCCUCCUCCUCCUCUUCUUCAUUUCGAUCAAUGAAAGGCAGCGCCAGCCUUCCACGGGACUCCAAAAUCCCAGUAAGCAACAAACAGUCAUCACCUCCCCACUCUGUGAGCCAGUCAGCCCUGUCGUCCGUCCUGGAGGCUGAAUCCCAACCACCAAAGACCGAAGCGCCUCCCCCAGUUCGCACCAGAAUCCCUGUAUCCAAGGUGCCUGUCCGUCGAUCUGGAAACAAACCUGGCAGCAGAGGAACUGCCCACAAGAAGUAGUUUCUGUCAAACUGCUAGUUCUCCCCCAUUAAUGUCUGGACUUGAGUUUGUAUCUUUCUACAGUGCUGUUCAUGCAAAGCCAAACGUUUUCCCAGGCAGAAAAAUGUUGAGCUGUGGAGUUAACAGCCUAUAAAUUCCUCUGAAAUCUUAAAAGCACUCACUCCUCAAGUGUUUUGGCUUACAACAACUAGAAUGAGUGGGUUUGUUCACUUGAGAAAGUCACGAGGAGACUCCAAAAAGCUGGGUUAACACUUCAUGGCCCCUCGCAGGAACAUUGGAGGUUGACUCUUGGUUGACCAUGGACUUGCAAUAGAUACAUUUGCCUUGUAACUUCCUGGAAAAACUCCCGAUGUACUGAAACUUUAAUUCAGCUCAAGACUGCACACUGCGAUAAAGAUGGAAAAAAACAGCAGAGCACCUUUUUUAUAUCUCAUGUUUUUCUUAUGGAGUUCCACAUUGCAUAACUCAAUUUGCUCAGAAGGACCUAAUCUAAUCAGAGUUUUUCUUUUUGUUUUGAGCUUGUCAUCUUGUCUAAUCAGUAACAAAGUACCUCCUAAUCCUCUGAUUUUAGAGCCAAAGUUUGAAAAAACAGUCUUCAUUUUACGUCCUCUAAUAGACAUAAACAACAUCCACAGCCUUGGAUGAUCCACUUUUUUUUUGUUUUCACUGUUGUAUGUGUAUUUUACAUUUUCAAAGAUGCUCUUCAUGUGACUGCACAGUUUAUUCAAACUAAAUGUGCAUAUUUCAAAAUGAAUUCUGAGAUCUGAACUGGUUAUACAACUUAUACAGGAAAGCUUCUCUGCAGAAUUCUCCACUUUGUUGACCGGUAAAUUAUUUUAUUUUGGAAGUUUUGAUUCAGCCUGUGACCUAUGGAUCUGCAUCACUGCAUCACUGGGAGUACAUCCAUCCAUCUCUGGGAUUUACAAGUUUUAAGCUACAGACUGAAACUUGGAAAACUAUCGCAAUAUUCUACCUGGAGGGAUCCCUUGCACUGAUGUGUCAUAACACACGGACACACACACAGGAAAUUGUUCAUGUACACAAACAUUUUUUUCUCCAUCUCUGCAUGCAGUGCCACACACACACACCCGGCACAAAGGUCAGGAACAUCAUCUUACACUGAGGGAUCUUAGACAUACACUGUUCAGCCUUUGACAUGGUCCUUGUAGCUACACUGGAUGACUUUCUUCUCUAAAGACACAAGCGACUAUUUUUUUCUAGUUAGCACUUUGUCCUUCACUGGAUAUCAUACUGUUUUGUAAGCCCUGUUUUCCUGAGUCACAUUGCACAGAUCUCAAACUGUGAUUGCACCAGCUUCUUGGACUGAUGCUAACUCAGAGUAGAGUCCUUCACCCCCAUUUCCUGGCUUUUGUACUUGUUGUACAACCUCAUUCUAGGAACCACCGUUAGCUGCGUGUGAAUCUGAAUGUAGCUUGACAUCUUUGUAGGUCAUUGGUCAGCAUAUAUUUUCCCCUGUGUUGGUCUGUUAUCCUCUUUGUCCCUCUAUUUGUGGGGGCAAGACAAAUGAGCGGAAUCUACUAUUUUCUAAGCCCCCAAGUGUUUUGAGAAACGGAGACACACUACUGCACAGUGUGUGCACUUGUAUUAAGAAUGAGUAGUGUGUGUUGAAGUCCUAAAGGGCCUUUGUCAGUGACUCAGUGAGGCAAGUUACUGGGGGCAGAGUGUUCUCCACCCUUCAGACGAAAGAGAGAGGUUUUCGUUGGAAAAGGCAAGUUUUCUCUAAUCUGAGCCACAAUGAGUUCCAAUGACAUUUGAGGGUUGUUCUAGUUCAUGAUAGCUUUCCAUCUGGUUUGGGAACAGAAGAUUGAUCCACAAGGUUGCUCCAGGUUCAGGUAUCUUUUCAGCCUCCUGAUGGUGUAGCAUAAAGCAGGCUCUGGAGUAACCUGAUCCCAGGUCUGCUGUGCAAGUAUUUCUCACCCGGGGGAAAGGGCAGAGUAAAGGUCAUUUGGAGAUCCGAGGAUGAUCAUGUCCAUUUAUGUCUUUUUAAAAUUACAAUAGCACGCAAUCAAUCAAUCAUUCAUCCUUCCUCUGAGCUGAGGAAUGGAUUGAAAGAAAUCAGGUGGAAAAAUUGAUGGAGUAAUAUAUAAGGUGGGAAACAAUAUAAACCAUCAUGCCUGGUAAGAAAUAAGGUUUUCUUCAAACGACAGUUGUGAUAUUGAUGAAAACAGUUGGCUGAGUGGUACAAAAAUAUAAUAAAAAACAAUUAUGACUCUGUGAAUAGGGAAAUUACACCUUUACCGAUCAAAUUGUUAAACUAAACAGGAAUAUAUCAUUUCGCUUUAUAUAUCUGGUUAAUUAAUUUGUUGAGCUGCUGCACAGGGAUGGCAUCAAACAUGGAGGCCAGAAUACUGCCAUGUGGCUCAGCUCCCUCUGUUUUUGUUUUCCUUCUCUCCUUCCUCUCCUACAAACUGAUCACUGCAUUGAAAACAUAGUUUUGUUUUGAUUUGUAUUUAUAUUCAACCAUCUGUUCACAGUGUGAAGUCCUUUCACUUUUCUUAUUUAAUUAAUAAAACUGUGUUUGC
Paralichthys olivaceus (Japanese flounder) is the source of this 4748-nucleotide messenger RNA. RefSeq names its product APC membrane recruitment protein 2 (gene amer2). Gene Ontology annotation, cellular component: plasma membrane. Gene Ontology annotation, molecular function: beta-catenin binding; phosphatidylinositol-4,5-bisphosphate binding. The record is from RefSeq and is a predicted model, not a curated record. Gene Ontology annotation, biological process: regulation of canonical Wnt signaling pathway. NCBI's taxonomy places the organism in Eukaryota, Metazoa, Chordata, Actinopteri, Pleuronectiformes, Paralichthyidae.